UAUCAGGGACAAACCACUGUUUCCAUACUACUAAGCAAUGAAAGUGAAAAACCUUUUGCUGUAUUUGGCAUAUGUAUUUAUACUGCAUGAAUGCAACCAUACUUAAGUGCUGCGGAAAUUAAAUCAAAAUUAUUCACUAGAAAUGAUACGGUUACGGGAACGCUUUUGACAGAGGCGAGUUCUCCAAGCACUGCGGCGUGUGCUGUCCACUGUCUUGCUAGGGGAUCAGACGGGUGCAAUGCAGUGAGGUUCAGGGAGCUCUCAAUGGGUUGCCAGCUUAUUGCUCUAGAUUCGAGCUCCCCCACAGAAUUUGCGGCCAGUUCAGAAUGGCAGCUGUUUGUUACACAGGAAUUAAGAUGUCCCCAAGAUUGGAUUAGAAUCGAUUCAUCUUGUUACUACCUAUCAACUGGACUAAUGACGUGUGCAGAUGCAGAACUACACUGCGAAGAACUAGGCGGGCCGUUAGCUGCUAUAACGACUCAGGAAGAAAGUUCAUCCAUAUUUGCCUGGCUCGAUAAUGAGGGGGUUGUCACGGGGUUAGUAUGGAUAGGAGGGAAUGACAUUGUUGAAGAAGGCACAUGGGAAUGGUCGACUGGGGAAGAGUUUGCGUUUGAGGAAAUGAGCAAAAUUAGUGAGCCGAAUGGUUCCACUGGGGAAAACUGUCUCGUGAUAUACAUGGCCGGAGUGGCAUGGGCUGAUUAUGCUUGUUCAAUUACAAUGUCAAAUUCUGUAUGUGAAAAAGGUAUUUGAGUGCGCAAUUAUAUGUAUCAAUGUGGAAAA
Mya arenaria is the source of this 780-nucleotide messenger RNA. Its product is annotated as galactose-specific lectin nattectin-like. Lineage: Eukaryota; Metazoa; Mollusca; Bivalvia; Myida; Myidae. The record is from RefSeq and is a predicted model, not a curated record. Bases 91 to 750 code for a protein of 219 amino acids. The transcript is spliced from 2 exons.